AUGUCUGGAAGAGGGAUUCAUAAAAGAGCCAAGCGUAUCACUCGAUCUUCUCGCGCAGGUUUGCAGUUUCCGGUGAGUCGUUUCCAUAGAUACCUCCGCCAGGGAAAUUAUGCUAAGCACAUUGGUAACGGUGCAGCUAUUUACAUGGCUGCAGUGCUGGAGUAUCUGACAGCUGAAGUUCUGGAGUUGGCUGGUAACGCUACCCGUGACAACAAGAAAGCAAGGAUCAUUCCUCGUUUUCUCAUGUUAGCUGUACGAAAGGAUGAAGAACUGAAUAAAUUGCUGUACGGAGUCACCAUAUCAAAAGGGGGUGUGGUCCCCAAUAUUAUACCAAUCUUGCUGCGAAAGAAGACAAGCAGAAAAGUAAAAAGUAGUGUGUGA
This is a messenger RNA of Saccoglossus kowalevskii, 381 nucleotides long. Its product is annotated as histone H2A, embryonic-like. Lineage: Eukaryota; Metazoa; Hemichordata; Enteropneusta; Harrimaniidae. Gene Ontology annotation, molecular function: protein heterodimerization activity; structural constituent of chromatin; DNA binding. Gene Ontology annotation, cellular component: nucleosome. The record is from RefSeq and is a predicted model, not a curated record.